CAAGCAGGAAGCACCUAGCAGCUGAGCAGAGCAGCCAGCCAUCCCAGCCAACAUGAGCAGCACCAACGAGGCCACCGUCAUCCACAUGGACGACACCACCGGCAAGGCCCCGGCUACGGCCGCGCCACCGCCAGCAGCCGCACCCGCGCCGGUGCAGCAGCAGCGCAAGUCCGGCGGCGGCGUGCCGUUCAUCCUGCGCAGCGGCGCCGAGGGCUUCCGUCGCUGCAUGGCCUUCGUGGACCUGCUGCUCAGGGUGGCGGCCUUCGGGCCCACGCUCGCGGCCGCCAUCUCCACGGGCACCUCCGACGAGACGCUCUCCGUCUUCACCGAGUUCUUCCAGUUCCGUGCCAGGUUCGACGACUUCCCGGCCUUCACCUUCUUCAUGGUCGCCAACGCCGUCGCCGCGGGGUACCUGGUGCUGUCGCUCCCCUUCUCCAUCGUCGGCAUCAUCCGGCCCAAGGCGACCGGCAUCAGGCUGCUGCUGCUCGUCUGCGACACGGUCAUGGUGGUGCUGGUGACGGCCGCUGCGUCUGCGGCGGCGGCCAUCGUGUACGUGGCGCACGAGGGGAGCCGGCGCGCCAACUGGGCGCCCAUCUGCAUGCAGUUCCACGGCUUCUGCCAGCGCACCAGCGGCGCCGUCGUCGCCUCCUUCCUCGCCGUCCUCGUCUUCAUCGUCCUCGUCCUCCUCUCCGCCUGCGCGAUCCGCAGACAACGCUAGG
This is a messenger RNA of Triticum aestivum (bread wheat), 719 nucleotides long. RefSeq names its product casparian strip membrane protein 2-like. Bases 53 to 718 code for a protein of 221 amino acids. The record is from RefSeq and is a predicted model, not a curated record. The transcript has a single exon. NCBI's taxonomy places the organism in Eukaryota, Viridiplantae, Streptophyta, Magnoliopsida, Poales, Poaceae.